CUAAACUCUUGGUUCCACUGGGCUGCAGGCAGUUCACCUGCAGAGGAGUCUCCAUAAAGCAGCAUGUUUCCUUUGCUCUUUGGGGCUGGACUGGUGGUUCUGAACCUAGUGACCUCUGCUAGGAGCCAGAAGACAGAAACCCUUAGUGGCUCUGGGGACCAGCCACUCUUCCGUGAAGCAGAUCGAUGUGACUUUGCCAUCAUGAUCCCUCCAGGAGGCACAGAAUGCUUUUGGCAAUUUGCCCACCAGACUGGAUACUUCUAUUUCAGUUAUGAGGUUCAGCGGACAGUGGGAAUGUCACAUUACCGGCAUGUUGCUGCCACUGCACAUACCCCACAGGGUUUCCUCAUAGAUACCUCUCAGGAUGUUCGGGGCCAGAUUAACUUCUCUACCCAAGAGACAGGUUUUUAUCAGCUUUGUCUAAAAAAUCAGCAAAAUCGCUUUGGUUCUGUGCAAGUGUACCUCAGUUUUGGAGUCUUCUAUGAGGACCCUGAGAUGGACCACAAACAGAAGGAAAGAAAACAACUGAAUGAUACUCUGGAUGCAAUUGAGGAGAGUACACAAAAGCUGCAGAACAAUAUCUUUCACAUGUGGCGAUACUACAACUUUGCCCGCAUGAGGAAAACAGCUGACUUUUUCCUUCUCCAAUCAAACUAUAACUAUGUGAACUGGUGGUCGACAGCCCAGAGCCUUGUUAUUGUUCUUUCUGGGAUCCUUCAGCUGUAUUUCUUGAAGCGUCUCUUCAACGUCCCAACAACUACAGAUACAAAAAAGCCAAGAUGCUAAGCUAAAACGACUAUAGCGCCCUGGCUCUCCUUCUGGGGCAGAAGCUUUGUCAAAGCUUUGGUCAAAUCACCUUUGUAAAGUUAUUGUAAAAAAUCAAUUUCUCUUGUUAGAAAGUUUUAGUCUAUUGCUUUCAUCUACGCAGGCAAAAUGGCAAUAAAGUAAUAAAAAUG
Molecule: messenger RNA, 956 nt
Organism: Ceratotherium simum simum (southern white rhinoceros)
Lineage: Eukaryota; Metazoa; Chordata; Mammalia; Perissodactyla; Rhinocerotidae
Gene: TMED6
Product: transmembrane p24 trafficking protein 6
Source: RefSeq, a predicted model, not a curated record